Molecule: messenger RNA, 1135 nt
Organism: [Candida] anglica
Lineage: Eukaryota; Fungi; Ascomycota; Pichiomycetes; Serinales; Debaryomycetaceae
Source: the annotation of a GenBank genome assembly
GCGCCAUCGAGGUGCCCGCAAUGACGGUCAACGAGUUGUUCUGAGGCAAGUACAUGAUACUAAGGAGUCUCCCAAUGGUCGGGCCAAACUGAGACUUUUACUCUAUUUUAUCUAAGGGGCAAGAGUCCCUUAGCUGCAUUGUUGACACGCUUCUGCUAAUUGUGGUUGUAAAUAUUAAAUUUUUUUUUUUUUUUUUGGUGCUUAAUAGUCAAAAAAAUUGCCAAUAAGUCUCCAUAAACCGAUCAAGGGUCUUCCAAAUCAUGACAACUGAGUUGCGAGACGAUCUGGAAGUUCUGGACCACGUGUCGAACGACCCGCCAUAUGACGCGCGCAAGGUGAAUCUAGCCGUGGUAGCGGUAAAAGCCAUGGGGUUAGGAAUCAUGUUUCUGACAUCAAUCACUCUUGCCCUACUUCAUCAUCAGGUUUCUGUCUGUUUAUUCAUUGCAGCAGUGGUGGUUUUCCAUCUAGCAGAGUUCUUCUGUACCAGUGUUUACAACACAUCAGCCACUGAUGAUGAUUCGUUCAUCCUCAAUGAUACCGAUCUUCUACUUGCUUACUUAGUUUCCAUUAUUGAGUACUGUGUCCGUCAUUGGCUUCAACUGGUUUUCCUCCCACAGACAGCCGCGAAUGUGAUACCCAUUCUUGCAUUUGUUGCCUCUCUUGUAGGAGGUGUGGUGGUGAUCUUGGGCCAGACAUUCCGUUCGUUGGCCAUGUGCACUGCCAAGGAGUCAUUCAACCACUACAUCCAAAGACAACACGAGGACAAACAUGUUCUUGUGACCCACGGUAUCUACGGUGUUCUGCGCCACCCGCUGUACUUUGGCUUUUUCUGGUGGUUUGUUGGUCUCCAGAUCUGGUUGGGCAACCCAAUAACCCUCGUGGCUGGAGGCUACAAGCUCUGGCUGUUUUUCCGUCAUCGGAUCGAAUUCGAAGAGGCGUUCUUGGUUCUGUUCUUUGGUAAGGAGUACGUCCAAUACAAAAAGAGAACCCCCGUUCUCAUCCCCUUGAUCGGGUAGAGGUGUAUACCUGUAACAUUUAAUUCAUUGAUAGAGUAAUACAGUUUAGUUGUUUUUUUGUUCAGUCUUGUUAGACAACUGUGUAGACAAACAACGUACUACCACACUACUACGCUCCC